GAUGCCCAUUACAACGCAAAUCGCAAAGAAAGACGGCUGGUUGGAAGUGAUUUGCGCGUCAGCAAAAAAGUGCAAUACCAGGAGUAUGAAUUAGCUCGCAGACAGUUCGAAGAAGCCCGACGCGAACAAGAGGAACGCGACAGGGAGUUUGCCCUCUGCCUGCAGCGCCAGCUUGAAAUCGACGAAAAGCGGCAGCAGAUUGUGAAAGGGGGGAACUCGUACGACAAUAAGUGCCCUGAACCGGAAGACAGCAGUACGAAGUCGCAGUCUGCUUUGCAUCGUAGUCAGCAGAGUCAAAGGGCACGCGACCCACCUUCGUUAGAAAAACGUCUCGGCGACGUCAAGAAGGAAGCCCCACCUUUUGCCAGAGCUCUUCCUAACUGA
Molecule: messenger RNA, 384 nt
Organism: Soboliphyme baturini
Lineage: Eukaryota; Metazoa; Nematoda; Enoplea; Dioctophymatida; Soboliphymatidae
Source: the annotation of a GenBank genome assembly